AUUUCAAAAUAAAUAUUUUUGAUAGAUAAUAUUUACAUGUAAUUUUAUAAAAUUUAAAACUAAAAAUAAUAGUGAAAUACUAUUGAUUCACGAUUCAAGUUUUGGUCGUUUGAAAAGCUAUGUUGUGGUCGAAGUGCACAUCGUCUCUUAUUACAGUAUUACUGUUUCUCUCCCGGAAACUUCAUAACAUCCGUUUUCCAUAGUUUAAAUGAUUUAUGAUUAAUGGUAAAGAUUUGUUUUGAUUUCAAACUAUGCAGGCGAAGAAACGUUUCCUAUUGCUGUGGUUCAUUGCAUUUUUUGUUUUGGUGAUGUGCUUACUGAAAACUAAUCGAAACUCAGAUGAUUUUCUUCAUCUGGCCUACCAGAUAGAUGAUGUGGAGGAUCUACCGUCAUUUAUGGAUGAUUGGCAACAAAAUGUGGAAGUUGGUCGUCCUCCAGCAUUUAAAAUCUACGAGACUAGACAUCAGAUGCUAUUUCACUCAUCGUAUCGGAAAACCAAUAAAAAUUGCAGAAUGGAAACAUGUUUUGACUCUUCUCACUGUGACAAAGAUUUCAAAGUAUUUGUAUAUCCAUUAUCUGAAUUGGAAAAUAAUGGGUUGAUAAAUUCAAUCCGUAGUGUUUUGUAUCAAAAAAUGUUGGAUAUUAUUGUAGAGUCCCGUUAUUACACGGAUGAAUACACUAAAGCUUGUGUAUUUGUGGUUGCUAUAGAUACAUUAGAUCGGGAUCCCUUAUCACCAGACUAUGUACGUAAUAUUCCUAUGAAAAUUCAAAGACUUAGACAUUGGAAUGGAGGCCGUAACCAUAUAAUUUUUAAUCUUUAUUCUGGUUCUUGGCCUGAUUAUAAUGAAGAUGAUCUUGGAUUUUAUACUGGUGACGCUAUACUAGCUAAAGCUAGUAUGUCUGUUACAAAUAUGAGACCUGGUUUUGAUAUUUCAUUUCCAUUAUUUCAUAAAAAACAUCCAGAAAGAGGUGGAGAACCUGGAUAUGUUCGUUCAAACACAUACCCUAUUACUAAAAAGUAUAAACUGGCUUUCAAAGGAAAACGGUAUGUACUUGGCAUUGGGUCAGAGACUCGGAAUUCUAUUUUUCACUUACAUAACGGAAAUGAUACAAUUGUAGUAACAACAUGUAAACAUGGAAAAAAUUGGAAAGAUGCUCAAGAUGAGAGAUGUGAUGUUGAUAAUUCAUUAUAUGAAAAAUAUGAUUAUGCAUCACUUCUUAAGAAUUCAACAUUUUGUCUAGUUCCUAGAGGACGUCGUUUAGGAUCAUACAGAUUCUUAGAAGCCUUACAAGCUGGUUGUAUACCUGUGUUACUGUCUAAUAAUUGGGCUUUACCUUUUGACGAAGUAAUAGACUGGAAUAAAGCUGUGAUAUGGGCCGAUGAGAGGCUGUUGUUUCAGGUGCCUGAAGUGAUUCAUUCUAUAUCAGACACUAAACUAUUUGCUUUGAGACAACAGUCACAAAUUCUGUGGGAACAAUAUUUCAAUACAAUUGAAAAGAUUGUUUUUACCACUUUUGAGAUAAUUAAAGAGCGUCUACCUAAAUUGCAAUCUCGUGAUGGUGUUGUUUGGAACACAUCUCCAGGAGCUCUAGUCUCACAACAUUCAUACACAGAAUAUUUUAAUUUCAAUAUGCCAUUUAAUUAUCAUCUUCUUGGUAAAAAACCUAGUUCCAAUUUUACUGUAGUAAUAUUCUCUCAACAUAAUAGUAUUAAUACAGCACUAUAUCGAUUAAUUCGAAAUAUAGUUGCUAGCAAAUACCUAACUCAAAUUAUUAUUAAUUUGUGUGCUGAUAAUGGUGGUAAAAGUGGUUAUCAAAAAAUUGCUGGUAUACAAAUACUAAUAUCGUCUGGAAAUGGCUGUAGCAGAUUUGAGCCAUUACCAUUUAUUAAGACUGAAGCCGUAUUGUCAUUAGAUGAUGAUGUAGUUUUAACUACUGAUGAAAUUGAUUUUGCAUUCCAUAUAUGGCAGUCAUUUCCUGAUCGAAUUGUUGGCUUUCCAGCCAGAUCACACUAUUGGGACAAUAGCAAGGACUCUUGGUUAUAUACAUCAAAAUGGACAAAUGAAUAUUCAAUAAUACUCACAGGAGCUGCAUUCUAUCAUCAGUACUAUAAUACAUUGUACACUCGAUGGUUGAGUCCUUUAUUAAUUAAAACUGUUGAACAAUCACAUAACUGUGAAGAUAUACUCAUGAAUUUUUUAGUUAGCCAUGUUACUCGUCGUCCACCAAUCAAAGUAUCACAAAGAAAACACUAUAAAGAGCAAGUUAGCAAUGGCAUGCCAAAAUCGCCUUGGAAUGAUCCUGACCAUUUUAUGCAAAGACAAACUUGUUUAAAUACAUUUGUUGCACUUUUUGGUUACAUGCCACUCCUUCAAUCAAGUGUAAGGUUUGAUCCAAUCUUAUUUAAGGAUCCAGUUUCAAACUUUCGAAAAAAAUACAAACAAAUUGAAUUGGUGACCAAUUAAAUUAAUUUUAAAUUGAA
Messenger RNA from Sipha flava (yellow sugarcane aphid), 2482 nucleotides. RefSeq names its product exostosin-1 (gene ttv). Gene Ontology annotation, molecular function: glycosyltransferase activity. The transcript has 8 exons. NCBI's taxonomy places the organism in Eukaryota, Metazoa, Arthropoda, Insecta, Hemiptera, Aphididae. The record is from RefSeq and is a predicted model, not a curated record. The coding region runs from base 252 to 2465 and encodes 737 amino acids. Gene Ontology annotation, cellular component: membrane.